Ricinus communis (castor bean) is the source of this 2860-nucleotide messenger RNA. Its product is annotated as CO(2)-response secreted protease. The record is from RefSeq and is a predicted model, not a curated record. Gene Ontology annotation, biological process: proteolysis. NCBI's taxonomy places the organism in Eukaryota, Viridiplantae, Streptophyta, Magnoliopsida, Malpighiales, Euphorbiaceae. The transcript has 9 exons. Gene Ontology annotation, molecular function: serine-type endopeptidase activity. The coding region runs from base 352 to 2649 and encodes 765 amino acids.
GCUAUCCAUCUAAAUUGCAUGAGUGAUUCAGUUGCUAAAUUUUUGCGUUAGGAGUUUGAGAAAUAUUUCUCAUCUUUACCUAUCUCCACUUAAAAUCGACACCACCGCCACCUGCUAAUGGAGAAAAGAUGAGCAAUGGCGCACUAUUAAGUGGAUAUUAACAAAUAUGAGAUCGACGGGUGUGCGAUUACGGAAUUGCAUGCACAAUAUUGCUAUAUUAUAAAUAAGAUUAUCUGUUUAGGACGAGAGCUCUAUAUAUCAGUCUUAGUCAAUAGCCAUAGCCGUAUCUCUCUCUAUCACUAACUCUGAAAAGAGACAGCUUCUUUGUCCUCCUUGGAUCAGUUCAAAGCCAUGAAAGCUCUUUUCGAAUUCUUUCUUCUUUUUCUUGUGUCUUUUCUGAUAGAAACAGGAGCAGCUGCAGUAGUAAGGGAUGGUGUUUAUAUAGUUUACAUGGGGGCUGGCAAUGGCUACUUGGAUGACGACUAUGUCCAGCUUUUGAGCUCUGUAUCCAAACAGAAAAAGAAUGCUGUAGUAUACAGCUAUAGACAUGGGUUCUCAGGGUUUGCUGCUCGUUUGUCAGAAGCUGAGGCUCGAGCAAUGGCAAAGAAGCCUGGAGUUGCAUCGGUUUUUGCCGAUCCUGUCCUCCAACUCCACACAACUCAUUCAUGGGACUUCCUGAAGUACCAAACUGAUAUUGAGAUUGACAAAUAUCCCACUUCAGAAUCUAGCUCAUCCUCUAAUGGGUUGGACACAGUUAUUGGACUCAUAGAUUCAGGAAUCUGGCCUGAAUCAGAGAGUUUCAGCGACAAGGAUAUGGGUUCAAUUCCAUCAACCUGGAAGGGAACCUGUGUUGAAGGUUACAACUUCAACACAUCCAACUGCAAUAGAAAACUCGUUGGAGCUAGAUUUUACGAUAGCCCUGACGAUGACGAAGAUAAAAUAUAUCAAACGCCUAGGGACAUGAUUGGACAUGGCAGUCAUGUUGCUUCAACUGCUGCAGGAGCUGUGGUGCCGCAUGCAUCUUACUAUGGUCUGGCUGAGGGGAGUGCAAAAGGUGGCUCCCCGGGAUCAAGAAUUGCUGCAUAUAGAGUAUGUUCGGAGAAUGGAUGCUAUGGAUCCAGCAUUUUAAAAGCAUUUGAUGAUGCAAUUGCGGAUGGUGUUAGUAUACUAUCUGUAUCAGUCGGUGCGCCAUCAUCAUUUAUUCCAGAUCUAAACAAGGAUCCAAUUGCCAUCGGUGCAUUUCAUGCGGUUGAGAAUGGGAUCACUGUCGUCUGCUCUGCAGGGAACGAUGGGCCUGACCCAGAAACUGUUGUGAAUGCUGCACCCUGGAUUCUGACAGUUGCUGCUACUACCAUUGACAGGGAUUUUGAGUCGGAUCUUGUUUUGGGCGGAAACAAAGUGAUCAAGGGUGAAGGCAUAAAUUUUGCUAAUAUCGGCAAAUAUCCACUGCACCCUCUGAUAUAUGCAAAGGCAGCCAAGACAGCUAAUGGGGAUGAAGAUGAUGCCAGAAACUGCAGGCCAGAUUCCAUGGAUAAGGAUAUGAUCAAAGGAAAGAUUGUAUUCUGUGAUAAUGAAGAUGGUGAAUUAUCAGAGAAUCAGAAGAAGGAAGAAGUGCAAAAAUUGGGAGGAAUUGGUUUAGUUUUAGUUGAUGACAAGACAAGGGCAGUUGCAGCUUCUUAUAAGGAAUUUCCAAUGACUCUCAUCAGUUCAGAGGAUGCUGCUGAAAUCCUUUCCUAUAUUAACUCAACUAAAGAUCCAGUUGCAACGAUUUUACCUACCACAACAGUGACAAAUUAUAAGCCAGCGCCAAUGGUUGCAUACUUCUCAGCUAGAGGUCCUUCUUCCAUCGCAAGGAACAUCCUGAAGCCCGAUAUUGCAGCACCAGGAGUCAACAUAAUUGCAGCAUGGAAGGGUAAUGAUACAGGAGAGGCUCUUAAAGGUCAAGAACCGCCACUAUUCAACGUGAUCUCAGGAACUUCCAUGUCAUGUCCACAUGUUUCUGGAAUUGCUGCAGAGGUAAAAUCUCAGAAUCCUACAUGGAGCCCUUCUGCAAUCAAAUCAGCCAUUAUGACAACAGCGUCCCAAACGAACAAUGUUAAGGCUCACAUAACGACAGAUUCAGGUGUCGAAGCAACAGCUUAUGAUUAUGGGGCGGGAGAAGUAGGCACAAGUGGACCACUGCAACCGGGACUAGUUUAUGAGACUAGCACCAUUGACUACUUGAACUUUCUUUGCUAUAUUGGAUAUGAUACAUCCACAGUAAGAGUAAUCUCGAAAAAUCUUCCCCAUGGUUUUGCUUGCCUGAAGGAUUCGAGCACUGAUCUUAUAUCCAAUAUCAACUAUCCAUCCAUAGCAAUUUUCAACCUCUCUGUAAAUCAGAGUAAGAUGGUAAGCAGGACUCUGACAAACGUUGGUGGAGAUGGUGAUACAACAUACACUGCAAUCAUUUAUGCGCCUCCCGGUCUGGAAGUUGGAGUCGGUCCAACGCCACUACAAUUUACAAAGAACGGACAGAAACUGAGCUAUACAGCUUAUUUCAAGGCACUUUCAGUUCUAGAUGAUGAUGAUGUGUUUGGAGCAAUUACAUGGACUAAUGGAAAAUUUAAAGUCCGGAUACCAUUUGUUGUAAGCAGUAGGAGCAGCAAGUGACUAGAAACCAUGUAUGUUACAUAGAUAUAGCUUAAAUAAAUAAUGGCUGUUGCACCACUCAUCAACUCUAGUUAGUAGUCCAAAUACGUAAAUCCAAGUCAUGAUGCCAUCAAACCUGUGAGUAAUGCUCGCCAUAUCACUGUUAAUUGCUAUAACUUCUGUUAAUUUUUUCUUUCUAAAUUUGACUUAUUUAAUUAGGGACUAGCUAGUA